UGCUUCUGAUCCAAAGUGGGCUCUGUUUUAGCAUUCUCUGGGCGCAUUAGAGACACUGCACCUGUCCACCUCUGACAAUGCAAGCUUCAGCCCCGUUCCUUCUGCUGCUUUCCUGUUUGACAGGUGUAAGCAAACAAGCUGAAGUCAUGAUACCAUCAAGAAGUGUUGGGAACCAAACGCUGGGAUCUGCCCAAAGACAGAAGGUUGUAAAGUUGGGUCCUACAGGACAAAGGAUUGGGAUGGGAAAUAAAGGAAUGUCAGGCGUCACAAAGACUUCAGAUGACAUAAAAACCACAACAGAGGGACCUGUAACAGAAACCUUGACAGAGCCUUUACCUCCACUGUCAUUUCCAGAAGGGAUCGUGAGACUGGCUGGUUCAGGAACACUCAGUAAGAACUACAGAACUACUGAUAAUCCACCUUUGUCAGCCCCAAGCACAAUUUCAAACCCAACAUCACAGAAAGCAGGCAAAGAAGAGAUCAAGACUCCUACUGAAUCAGUGGAAAACACCAUUCCAUCUCCUGCAGAUCUAGAAGGUCAGACUGAACUGAUGAGGAGUCCCGAGACAGGUGAUUCAGAAGAUGUUGUAGGUAAAAUUGAUGGACCAAAAAAUUUGUCAGAAAGAACACAAACGCAGAAGUCACCAGAUUCCAAAGGGAGAGUUCUUCAAACAGAAAGAAGAGAGUCUGCAGGGACAAGACAUUUUACAAAUGAGAAAGCAAAUUCCACUGUGUUACAAAUAUUACCUUCUCAAAAUCUGACACAUAGCCCAGGAGGAUUUGCCGUAAAAACUUCACAUGAGUGGCCCAGAGUUCUGGGUGUGAGAGAUUCUGAAAUGAUGGGAAAAUCUGAGAAUCUCAGAAAAUCGACAGGGAAAAGUGAGUUUGAGAAAACAGCUGCAGAGGAAAUCACCCAAGUACUACCAACGGAACUGCCAGAUGAUCCAGCAAUGGAGACAAUAACAACAGGAACAGAGGGAGAAAUGACAGUGUCAGGGGACAUGUCACAGAGCGAACCACAAGUGGCCUCCGGAGACCCCAAAAAAGAGAGAGACGUAACAGGGAAGAUUGACACUAUGAGGCUACCUGCAGAUUUAGACGGAACUGUGAGCAUUACAGUAUUGCCAGAAAAGUCCCCAGAAAGCCAAGGUCAUGUUUCAGGCAAUUUGCCACCAGGACAUGCCGAUGUGGACAGAAGACUACCCUCCAUAGCUGGACCUCCAGGGCCAAGGGGGCACCAGGGCCCUCCUGGACUACCUGGACCACCUGGGCAAAAAGGAGACAAAGGCUACCCAGGAGUCAUGGGCCAAACAGGGCAUACAGGCUACCGGGGACCCGUUGGUCCUCCUGGAAUGCCCGCCAUCAUCGUGUGGAAGACCUCUGUAGAAGAGUGGCAGGCCUUUAAGAAUAAUACAUUUUACAGAAAGUUUGUUGCAGCCUGGCCGAGAAUGAAAGGGCCCCCAGGACAUUUCGGACCCCAGGGGGAUCCAGGGCCACCUGGGCCUCCAGGGGUACCUGGAAAACAGGGGAGCAAAGGAGAUGGAGGGAAAAUCGGGCCACCGGGGCCCCCAGGAAUUCCAGGGCCCUCAGGUAGACCGGGCAGAGAUGGAAUCCCAGGGACUGAUGCUGUCGAUAGUCCAGCUGGACCGUCAGGAAUGAAGGGUCCGAGGGGCUACAGGGGCGAGAUGGGCAGCAAAGGGGAGCCGGGUGAGUGGGGUUACCAAGGAGAAACGGGGCCACAAGGAGACAAAGGGGCAAAAGGAGAGCAGGGGAAGAAGGGAGAGAGGGGCCUGCUCGGCAUUAUGGGAAACAUGGGGCUGCCUGGAGCUAGAGGCCCCCCAGGAUUUAUGGGAAUGCCUGGCACCAUGGGCGAAACUGGACCGCCUGGAUUCACCGGACCACCAGGACCUCCUGGAAUCAUGGGGCCAAGAGGGAUAAGGGGAGUCCCAGGCGUCAGCGGGGCCCCGGGCCAGCCGGGAUUUCGAGGACCCAGGGGACCAGCUGCCCCCCCAGGAGAACCCGGCUUGGAUGGUAUGGUCGGAUUUUCUGGAGUACAAGGGCCACAGGGCAAAUCGGGCGAGGAAGGUCCCCCCGGUAACAAAGGAGAUCAAGGAGGACCAGGUGAUGAGGGAGACAUAGGGGAACCUGGACUCCCUGGUGACAAUGGAGCCAAUGGCCAAGCAGGAAAACCAGGACCCUCAGGUGAUCCAGGACCCAAAGGCCAGAAGGCCCAAAAGGGUGAACCUGGGAUACAGGGAGACCAGGGACUUCCUGGACUUCCGGGUAAAAGAGGGUUCAAAGGCAGGGGAGGACCAUCUGGUUUCCAAGGUGACACAGGGCGUCACGGUGACCGGGGACAGACAGGCACCAAGGGCUAUGAUGGGACAAUGGGGGAGCAAGGGAAGCAGGGACAGGAUGGGCUUAAGGGUGACAGGGGUCGACAAGGUAUACAGGGAAUUCCUGGCUCCAGAGGUGAAAAGGGUCGUCCAGGCCGUGGAGGAUUUGCUGGUUUGCCUGGCCCCUUGGGAGAGAUGGGGAAAUCAGGACAAAGAGGACCUGAAGGAGAUCCCGGUAUUAAGGGAAAGCCAGGACUUCCAGGUUUGCCUGGAGCUUGGCGGCUCAAGGGAUUGCAAGGUCUCCCUGGGAUUCAAGGUGCUGAUGGACUACAUGGAGCACCAGGGCCUGUUGGAGAACCAGGUUUAGUUGGAGAAACCGGACCUCCAGGUCCAAAGGGUGUUGAGGGGAAGCCUGGAGCUGCUGGACGUCAAGGUCCUGUUGGGAAUAUUGGGGAAGCUGGUGGGAGAGGAGAGACUGGCAGCCCAGGAAGACCAGGGAUCAAGGGUGUACAAGGUAAACCAGGACCAAAAGGAUUUUCAGGGAAUCCUGCUCAAAAGGGGCACAGAGGUCCAGAAGGUACAAAGGGGGCACCUGGAAGUCCAGGUCGGCAAGGCGUGCCAGGACCCAAAGGAUACACUGGAUCUCCUGGUAUGCAGGGUAAUAUUGGACCUUGGGGAGAAGUGGGUCUCCAAGGACCACCAGGAGACAAAGGCCCUCCUGGAGUAAUAGGUCCACAAGGAGCUACUGGCUAUCCCGGUAUGGAUGGACCUCCCGGAUCAAGUGGAGUUGUUGGAAGUAAGGGAGAUAAGGGAUUAGAAGGAUCUGAGGGACAGAAAGGAGUUGCUGGUGUCGAUGGUGAGGAGGGGCCACCUGGAUCGAGGGGGGUCAUGGGACCAUCCGGGGUAAAGGGGCAGCUUGGAGAGAAAGGGAAGCGCGGCUCCCCUGGUGGUGAGGGUGUGAAGGGUGCCCCUGGAGAGAGGGGCAGCAGAGGAAAACAGGGUGCAGAGGGACCGCCUGGGAGUCAGGGCUACACAGGCUCUCCAGGAAAGAGAGGAGAAUCCGGGCUCACUGGAGAGAAGGGCCAGCAGGGUGCUCUGGGUUCGACAGGGCUCCCGGGGAGAUAUGGACCUGGGGGUGAGAUCGGCGUAGGUGGGGCAGUGGGAGACAAAGGCUUUCGAGGCCUGACUGGUCCACCUGGCAGGCUGGGUUUGUCUGGCCUUCAGGGACAAAAGGGGAAGAAUGGUUUGCAAGGAAAAGAAGGCAUUGUGGGAACUGAUGGACGUGGUGGGCCUAAGGGGAAUUCUAGGAGACAAGGAAAGCCUGGGUUUCCUGGUGUUAAAGGACAAAAGGGUCUUAUAGGUCCUAAGGGACAUAAAGGAGACUUGGGAAUGAGAGGACACAUGGGCUCCGUUGGGCCUAGAGGAUUCAGUGGGGCUCUGGGCCCCAAAGGCAGGAAAGGACCACCAGGGCCACAUGGAGGCAAGGGCCAUCAAGGGAGACCAGGCCCAAAAGGCUUGAAAGGCAGCAAAGGAAUUAAAGGAAGGAAAGGUGCCAUUGGUAAACCGUGUGUUACGUCGGAAUGGGGAAGCAGGCAAAACGAGCCGUGAAGAAGGGCAAAUGGGGUCAGGGAAACAGACUAGGAACAUGCAACGUCAAUAACAGACUUGGGGAAACAGACUUGAAUGCGGACUAAAUACAGGACAUGACAUCAGAAGAAAUGCAAGACAGCUGGUACGAUGGGAAUUCACACGUGGGUAAUGAGGUGGGCAUGGCACACACGAGGACUGGAUGCGCAGGUCAUGACAGAACCCCCCCCCCAAGGCAUGCACUCUGGGCGUGCCCCAAGGGGAGCGGCAGACAGGACGAGACCAGGAACAAGAUGAACCAGGAAAACAAGACAAGACCAUUACCGGGACACAGGAAACAGGACCGAAACACAAAACAGACACAAGGGCAGAAACCACGACAAAACCUGACAAAGCACAGGGAACGCGGACAGGCAGACCAGGAAGUGAGACACCAACGGAAGGGACAAAAGGACCAAGAGUGAACGGAGACACGACAAGACAACAAGGAGCUGAGACAGGAGACACAGAGGGAUGAGGAGGAAACACAGGAGGCCUAACGGGAUAGGUUGGGGACAAAGGGAGCCAGGUGGGCUAUGGGCAGCAGCCGGAUGGGCCGCAGGUG
Messenger RNA from Paramormyrops kingsleyae, 4527 nucleotides. Lineage: Eukaryota; Metazoa; Chordata; Actinopteri; Osteoglossiformes; Mormyridae. The record is from RefSeq and is a predicted model, not a curated record.